Drosophila arizonae is the source of this 550-nucleotide messenger RNA. RefSeq names its product MKRN2 opposite strand protein. The record is from RefSeq and is a predicted model, not a curated record. Lineage: Eukaryota; Metazoa; Arthropoda; Insecta; Diptera; Drosophilidae.
CACUGCGUAACCACAAGGACCAAAGAGGCAACAACAACGACAACAACAACGAGAGCCACAAUAACAUACAAUAGAGACAAAGUGUAUCAAUUAUAAUACGGGUGCAAGCUGAGCAAUCCGAGCUGACCAAGGAGGCAGUCAUGUUGGCGACAACAACAUCAACAGCAGCAGCAACAACGGCAUCAACAACAACAAUAGCAACAACAACAUGGAGACAAUCUACAACCACAAUUACCUCAGAUCCGGGCAUUCUGUGUUUUCAUCACUGCAACGUAAAAGUUUUCUGCUUCGUUCUGCCCCUCAGCUGUCCCCAUUGCAAUGCGCAACUGGAUGCGGAUGCGGAUGAGGAUGCGGAUGCGGAUAGGAAUGCGAAUGCAGAAGGCUCUGCAAAUGCUGUAGCAAACGCAUCUGGUGUUGGCUCCAUGACCAUUUCGAGACUACUGCCCUUUCGCUUGCCCUAUCCCUUUGUCCGGGCCACGCAGCACCCAUGUGCAAUCGUUCUGCGUCCCUCCAUCGGAGACUUUCUCAAGUAAGUAAAUGGCGCUACUUU